AUGUCCCGUUCCAAGAAACAGAACAACAACACAAUCAAAUCCAACAGCGUGGCGAAGAACGCCAAGUCUGUGACUUAUUUGCCAACAUUCCAGGCUCUCUUAAGACAGCUCCCUAACGACAGGGCCCGUGGUGACUUGACCAAAUUAAUCGUGGAAGCUGAGAAAACCAGACACGAAGCAGUAACGGCGUGGAAGAACCACGAGACGGUAUCCUUAAGCAGUCUUUUCAAGCCAAUUGGAUCCCUCAAGCCCGUUCCUGGGUUGAACACUGACAGACUCUCCAAGUUGGACUAUCGGAUCCAAAGAUUACAACGCGAGUUUGGUCAGGCCGCCGACCCCAUUGAAGCGAAUAUCCACUUGUUGACUACAUACUCAGACUUUGACAACCGGGCCAGACCUCACCAAGAAGUGGAAAGAAGCCUCGCCUUCUUGGCCACAGACUUCAACCGCCGCCUUGGACGGAUUCUUAAUGACAUCCCCGGGAUCUCCAGAGAGACUCGUCGCACUACUGAACAAGCUAUUUGGCACGAACAACAAAAGUUGUAUGCGAUCAUGGCGGACUGGCGGGCUACGGUGGAACGGUUACUUCGUAAGAUUUGCCAGGACGCCGUUGUCUCAAAGCAAAUGGUUAAGGAAGCGAUGAUGAUUUUGGAAAAGCACCUGUCCUCCGUGUGGGACAUUUGA
This is a messenger RNA of Diutina rugosa, 684 nucleotides long. RefSeq lists its product as uncharacterized. Lineage: Eukaryota; Fungi; Ascomycota; Pichiomycetes; Serinales; Debaryomycetaceae. Bases 1 to 684 code for a protein of 227 amino acids. The record is from RefSeq and is a predicted model, not a curated record. The transcript has a single exon.